Messenger RNA from Ostertagia ostertagi, 276 nucleotides. Lineage: Eukaryota; Metazoa; Nematoda; Chromadorea; Rhabditida; Trichostrongylidae. The record is from the annotation of a GenBank genome assembly.
ACGCACAAAAUUGCUACUGCUACCGGACGAUUUGAAUUUGUCAACCGGGGAAACAUGUAUAUCAAGGGGAAGGGAGAAGUGGAAACCUAUUUCCUACUCAAAAGUACAAAGAAGAGCGUAUGGGAAAUCAUCGACCGAGAGCGAGGUAAUCUUGAUUGUACAGCUCGUGAACCAGAGAAGCGCAAGAUGUCAACAAGAAUUCCAUCGACGGCUAUGAAGAACUCGAGACGGGCAUGGCUUACUCCGAAAGACGGCAGUUUAUUAUACAACCAUUAG